CUGGACAAGAUAUUCUCAACAUGGGAAUCGUGACUCCUCCCUCCAAAGUUCUCGUGACCGGUGCGAACGGUUUUGUCGGCGUCUGGGUCGUCCGCUUGCUGCUCGAACAAGGUUACUAUGUCCGCGGCACCGUGCGUUCGGAACAGAAAGCAACGUAUCUCAAGGUGCGUUUCGCCAAGUAUGACGACAAGCUCGAGAUCGUCGUGAUCCCAGACAUGCUUGUGGCGACUGCGUUCGAUGAGAGCGUGAAGGGUGUGCAGGGAAUACUGCACAUGGCGGCGGUCGUUUCUCUUGGCGGCACCUACGAGAGUGAGUUCUCUUAUAACGGUCUUAGGCAUUCAUUGACCGCUUUAUCAGCGAUCGUCAAGCCUUCGAUCGUCAUGACUGAGAAUAUCCUGAACAGCACCCUCAAGUACGGCACUGACGUGCGCCGCUUAACGAUUACGUCUUCUGCAGUCGCGCUCUUGCAGCCUCAGGAGCCGGGAUACACGUACACGGACAAGGACUGGAACGAAUAUGCCAUCCAGGAGAUGAAGGAAAAGGGCGACAAAUCCGCGUAUCACAUUCCAUAUUUUGCGGCCAAGACGAUGGCGGAGCGCGCGGCCUGGGAGUUCUUACGCUUUCGGGCCCCAGAUCCAUGAGGUAUUGUCUCUCUGCAUAAGUAGGGGAUCUUGAUCAGUAACUCGGACUUAGGGAUACACGAACGGCAAACCCCAGAGCUUCUUGUACAACCAUCUCCAAGACGAUAAGCCCGUAGAGUAUCUGGGUGACUAUGCGGGCUCUUGGGCUGAUGUUCGCGACGUCGCGUUAGCCCAUAUCCUCUCGUUGCAGAAGGAUAAUGUGGCCGGAAGACGCCUCCUCAUUUCUGCCGGUGCGUUCUCGUGGCAGGACGUGUAUGAUGCCCUCGCGUCAGUUCAACCGCCUGUCGAGGGAGUGCCGAGUGGAGUUCAUGGAAUACCGAGGAAACCAUACAACGAAAUUGAUUCCAGUGAGACGAAUAAGAUACUCGGC
Messenger RNA from Dacryopinax primogenitus, 1011 nucleotides. RefSeq names its product NADP-binding protein. NCBI's taxonomy places the organism in Eukaryota, Fungi, Basidiomycota, Dacrymycetes, Dacrymycetales, Dacrymycetaceae. Bases 21 to 641 code for a protein of 206 amino acids. The transcript has 2 exons. Gene Ontology annotation, molecular function: oxidoreductase activity, acting on the CH-OH group of donors, NAD or NADP as acceptor. The record is from RefSeq and is a predicted model, not a curated record.